Messenger RNA from Patella vulgata (common limpet), 1317 nucleotides. Its product is annotated as monomeric sarcosine oxidase. The record is from RefSeq and is a predicted model, not a curated record. Bases 2 to 1246 code for a protein of 414 amino acids. The transcript has 9 exons. Gene Ontology annotation, molecular function: flavin adenine dinucleotide binding; sarcosine oxidase activity. Lineage: Eukaryota; Metazoa; Mollusca; Gastropoda; Patellidae.
CAUGGCGGCUAGCAGACGAACAUGGUAUGACGAGGGAAGAACUCACUUUGAAUAUAUCGUAGUUGGUUGUGGGGGAAUUGGCAGUGCUGCAGUUUAUUGGUUAGCAAAACGCGCAAAAGCAGAUGUUUUAGGAAUAGAACAGUUUGAAUUGGGGCAUCAUAAUGGUGGCUCACAAGAUCAUUCAAGAAUCGUACGUUUAACUUACCAUGAUAAACGAUACACGAAGUUAGCACGUGAUACACUCCAAACUUGGCAUGAAGUAGAGAAGGAAUCUGGUGUACAGUUGGUACAUAAAUGUGGUGGUUUAAAUAUGAGUCGACGUGGAGAAGCUGAUUUUGUCAUGGAAAAUUAUGCUAAGGGUAUGGACAGCCAUAACAUUAAAUACGAACGCCUGGAUUCUGAAGCACUGAUGAAAAAAUUUCCACAGUUCGAGGUUGGCAAAGAUGUCAUCAGUUUAUAUCAGCCGGACGCAGGUCUCGUGGAUGCUGCCUUGUCUAAUUCCGUCCAUAUUCAGCUUGCUAGAGGUUAUGGAGCAUCUAUACUUGCUAACGCACCUGUAAUACGUGUGCUUAGAAAUGAUACUGGACAAAUAACGGUUCAAACAACGAAAGGGACGUUCACCUGUCGUCGUUUAGUAGUAGCUGCCGGUGCCUGGAUUAAUCAAGUCUUGGGCUCUGUAGGCGUACACAUACCAGUUACAGUUACACAAGAACAAGUUACUUACUUGGGCACUCCGUAUAUCAGAGAUUUCACCAAAGACAAGUUUCCUAUUUUUGUUUACCAUACCCCAGGCCAUGAUUUUUAUCAGAUCCCAGUUCAUGGGAAUGCAGCAACUAAAGUAGGUGCCGAUGCUUGUGGCGAGGUCGUGACCGCUGCUACCAGAACCUUUACUCCCAAUGCAGAGCUAGAGAAACAGUCGAUAGACUUCAUGGCAUCUAUAGCACCGAAAUUUAUAGGUCCUGUUGUACAAACUAAAACAUGUCUGUAUACUAUGACCCCAGAUAGACAUUACGUCAUAGAUAAAUGUGAUCAUGUUGGCUUCUCGGACAUUGUAUUCUGCUGUGGUGCUGGGCAUGCGUACAAAUUUGCCUGUCUCAUUGGUAAAAUUUUGAGUGAAAUGGCGAUAGAUGGUCAAACUCAAUACGAUAUAUCUGGUUUUACCAAAGACAGAGAGGCCAUAACAAAUCCUAAUUUCAAGCCACUUUUCCAAAUGGCUGGUGGCAGCGCCAACAAAGCUAAACUUUAGGAGAGGACAUGCCGCAAUAAAACCUUACCUAUGUACAUGUUUACUUACAACAUGGAUUAUAUUAAUCUACA